Messenger RNA from Letharia lupina, 399 nucleotides. RefSeq lists its product as uncharacterized. The record is from RefSeq and is a predicted model, not a curated record. The transcript has a single exon. The coding region runs from base 1 to 399 and encodes 132 amino acids. Lineage: Eukaryota; Fungi; Ascomycota; Lecanoromycetes; Lecanorales; Parmeliaceae.
AUGGAGAACACUGCGGAGAAACCAAGCGGCAACAAGGCCACCAUCGUCAAGAACACGACUCAACUCUCCAGGAUCCCACAUCAUAUGCUCUCCACGGUUCCAUAUCAAAUCAUCACUCAGCAAGCGGAGAACACCACUACAACUUGGCCUGUCAUCCCCACUACAUUAAGGAGUAAGAGGAGGAAACUACAACAGGCAAAUGCGGAGAACACUACGGAGAACACUACGGAGAACACUGCGGAGAAACCAAGCGGCAACAAGGCCACCAUCGUCAAGAACACGGCUCAGCUCUCCAAGAUCCCACAUCAUAUACUCUCCACGGUUCUACAUCAAAUCAUCACUCAGCAAGCGGAGAACACCACUGCAACUUGGCCUAUCAUCCCCACUGCAUUAAUAUAA